Messenger RNA from Aphidius gifuensis, 3087 nucleotides. Its product is annotated as basic proline-rich protein. The transcript has 5 exons. NCBI's taxonomy places the organism in Eukaryota, Metazoa, Arthropoda, Insecta, Hymenoptera, Braconidae. The record is from RefSeq and is a predicted model, not a curated record. Gene Ontology annotation, molecular function: transcription coactivator activity. Gene Ontology annotation, cellular component: nucleus. Gene Ontology annotation, biological process: positive regulation of transcription by RNA polymerase II. Bases 202 to 2517 code for a protein of 771 amino acids.
UACAAAUGGUCGUUUUUCGUGGAUGUUUGUCAUGUGUGAGAGAGACACACACACACUUUCAUUAAUUUUGGAAACUACAGCAAUAAUUUAUUAACAUAAAUAUUUAUCAAGGUGUUUUGGAGUAAUAAAAAUCAUUGUGAACAGUGUGAGAAGUGAAUUUUUGUUGCUCAGUUAUUUUGGUAAUUAAAUAUAUCAACCAGGAUGUCGGUGUCUUUUGCCCAACGCAGUAGGCCUCCGCCGAGUCAUGCUCAAAUACAAAAGAUGCUUGAUGAAAACAGCCACCUGAUACAAACAAUUCAAGAAUGUCAGAAUAAAGGAAAACCUCAAGACUGUAUUCAAUAUCAGCAAAUAUUGCAUAGAAAUUUGGUUUAUUUAGCAUCAAUUGCUGAUGCUAAUCAAAAUAUUGGAGCAUUAUUACCGCCUCCACAAGGAAUGCCACCAAUGGCUAAUGGACCUCAACAUCCAUCAAUGAUGGGACCUCAGGGACCUCCAGGUGGUCCAGGAGUUCCUCCUGGUGCAGCUGUACCACCUGGUGAAAUGCCACCUAAUGCACAACAGCCAUUGCCAAUGUCAGGUUUUCCUCAGGGACAACCAAUGGGUCAGCCUGGCUAUCGUGGUCCUCCUAUGCCUGUUCAAGGUCCAGCAAUGAAUCGUGGCCCUGGUAAUUCAGGUCCAGGUCCAGGCCCUCAGCAAUAUCGAGGUGGACCACAAGGCUAUCCACAACAACCUGCUCAACAAGGCUAUCCUGCUGCAUACGGUGGUCAGAAUCCUGGACCAAAUUAUCAAAAUCCUCAAGCAGCUGGUUAUGGUCCAAAUCCAAAUCAAAAUCAAUAUGGUCCUCCAAAUACUCCACAACAACAAGGCUAUCCAGCAGCUAAUCAACAAAAUUAUGGCCCACCAACAACUGUCAAUAGUUAUGGUGGUCAACCAGGUGGCUAUCCACCUCCAGGUAGUGCUCAACCAGGUGGUAAUUAUGGUCCACCACCACCAAAUCAACAAGGCUAUCCUCCUCCAUCACCAGCACAACAAAAUUUCAAUCAAAAUGCAAAUCCAGGACAACCACAACAACAACAACCUCAGCCCCAGCAGCAACAACAACAACAGCAACAACAACCGCAACAACAGCCUCAACCAGGUCAAUAUGGAAGUCCAUCUCCUCAGCCAAAUUAUCAACCACCACCUCAACCUCAGCCACCAACACAAAAUGCAUAUGGCUCAAAUCAAACUCCUGGUAAUUAUCCACCACCUCCACAAGGUUCUCAAGCAUAUCCAAAUGGACCACCUCAAAAUUAUCCACCACCAUCAACACCCAAUAAUGUUCCUCAACCAAAUCAAACAGGUCCACCUCAACAACCAAAUUCUGGACCACCACAAUCAAAUUAUUCAUCUCAGCCAAGUCCUGGUGGAGGUCCAACACCCUAUGGGCCAACAUCAACAUCACCACCAUUCAAUACAUCAUCUGUUAGUGGUGCUAAUACUUAUCCACAAAGUUCACAAGCAUCAAGUACUCCCACAGCAUCAACACAAACUUAUCCAAAUUCAGGACCACCACCAGUAACAUCACAGGCUGGUAAUUAUCCACCUCCAGGACCAACACCAUCUGGUUAUCCUGGUCAUCAACCUGGUCAUCAGCCUGGACAUCAACAAAAUCAUCCAGGACCUCAUCCAGGUCCACAUCAAGGUCCUCAUCAACCACCACAUCAGCCACCACAUGGUCCACCUCAUCAAGGACCACAUUCAGGCCCACAUCAAGUUCAUCAAGGUCCACCAGGACAUCAAGGACCACCAGGCCCUCAUCAAGGUCCUCCAGGUCCACAUCAAGGGCCACCUGGACCUCAUCAGGGACCACCAGGGCCACAUCAAGGUCCACCUGGUCCUCAUCAAGGUCCUCCAGGACCACAUCAAGGUCCACCAGGUGGUCCACAGCAUGGUCCUCCACCAAAUCAAAAUCAACCUGGUAAUCAAGCACCACCUGGUCAGGGACCUCCACCACCAGGCCAAGGACAAGGUCAAGGUCCACCACCACCAAAUUCUGGACCACCUGGAUCACAGCAACCACCUCAAGUACCACCACAACAACAAGGCCAACAACCUGGUCCACCACAUCAACAAUCACCAAGUCCUGUGCCAAGUAAUUUUCCAACGGGGGCUGGUCCUCCACCACAAAAUCAAGGACAUCCAUCACAAGGUCCACCACCAUCUCAACAACCACCAAGUGGAUAUGGACCACCACAAAAUCAUCCAUCAAGUGGUCAAGCAUAUGCACCACCUGGUCCAGCUGGACAGGGACCACCACAAGGUUAUCCACCACAUCCAUCAAGUCAAGGACCUGGUGGUCAUUAUGGUCAUCCUCAAUAUCCACCACAAAAUUAUCCACCUCAUCCACCACCACCAACUGGACAAGGAUAUCCACAGUAUCCGCCAAGAGGACCACCUGGACAUAUGCCACCACCACCUCAGGGACAACCACAACCCAAUCAAUACGGUGGUUAUGGCUAUCAACAACCACCUCAAUGAUCUUACAAAGAUAUUUAAAUAUUAUAAUGAUAAAUUAAAAUGUUGGCUCAUUUUAUAUACAUUAUUUUAUUUAAAUAUGAAAAAUUGGAAUUACUCUUUUGAUUUAAAUCAUUCAAGAAGACAAAAAAAAAAAGAAAUGUGAAUUGUGAAGUUGAAAUUUUAAGUUUAGAUUCCAUUUGUUUUUUUAUUUUUUUUUUUUUUAUAUAUAAAGAAAUAGUUUUUUUUAUGAGAACUUUUAUAAUAAGAUUACUGAGCAACAACCGUUUUUGUGACGAAUAAUUUUUUUAUAAUUGUUUUAUUAAUUUUCUAAUGACAAUUUAUUUUCUGAUUGUGCUGGAAUUACGUGUGAAAUGGAUUAUCAUUUUUUAUUUUUAUUUUUUUUUUUUUAGUUCGAUUUAUGUAUGAUAGUAAAUUGUGCGGGUACUUUUUUAAUUAAUAAUAUAAGAACGUAAUGAAUUUUUUUUUUUUUGUUUUUCUUUUUUUGUGAAAAGUCCAAGUUAGAUUAAGUAAUUUGUAAUUUGAUUGUACGAUGUAUGAGUGGAAAAUAAUAUGUCUAUAUGGUGUAAACAA